AUGGCGGCAGUCAUCAGAAGAAGCUUCCAACACCUGGACGGAGGAACAUUCAAACUCCUGGACGGAGGAACAUUCAAAUACCUGGACGGAGGAACAUUCCAACACCUGGACGAAGAACCAUUCAAACCACUGUAUAAGACGCUUACCACGUACAGCUACACCCCGAAUGGCGACGAUGUCAUUACAAUCCUCAAGCAGUCCACCACAGCACCUUACAUUGAAGAUGGCACUUUGAUGCAGCUCCCGUUUUGUUCGCCUAAAACAUUGAACCGAUGGGAUUUCAACUGCAAAGUGAAAUGUUCAGAUCCAAUAACUGCUACUUUAGAAACCGAUCUCCGAUCCAAGUUUCGAAUCGUGUGUGAUGCGCAAGUAGAGUCUGAUGGAUCAACGGACGUGAGUGAUGCUAAUGCUUCAGUGCCAAUAUUCAACUUUACGGAUAUAUGUCUAAGAGCUACCCUCGAACAAUUUUGUUUGGACGACCAACCAGUACCGAAUAUAGUGCAUUAUAUUUUCUUUGGUAUUCACCAACUAUCUUUUUUCCACUUCCUCAGUAUUUGGAGUGCACAUAUUAUACAACAGCCGUGUGCUAUCUUAAUCCACGGAGACACUCCAAUAUCCGGUCCUCUCUGGCGCCGUCUCGGAACAGCUGUGCCAAAUCUUAUACGCGUUAGAAAAGCGCCCCCUAGUGACGUGUUUGGGAUUCCGAUAGAUUUGAUUGAACACAAAGCAGAUGUAGCAAGGUUGGAGGCUGUAAGAGAUUUCGGGGGCAUUUACAUGGAUACGGACGAAAUUCUUUUACGGAAUCUUAAUCCUCUCAGGAAAUAUGACUUCACGCUGAGCCAUGCGUUUGAUUACAAUUUAAGUAACGGACUGAUCAUGUCAGCCAGGAAUGCUUCCUUCGUGAAUAUCUGGUACAGCCAAUAUAGCACGUACGAUCCUACUCUAUGGGGACAUCACUCUACCAUUGUGCCAUAUCAACUCUCACAACAAUAUCCUCACCUGAUCCAUGUUGAGAACAAUAGUUUUGUUAACCCAGACUAUGAUCAUGUAGAUAUGAUAUUCAACGGGAAUUUUAACUGGAACAAUAACUAUGCAAUUCACCUGUUCAUAAGAAAAUAUGAUUUGGAGCAUAACUUUACGGACGUCCGUCAUUUAAAUACAACUAUUGGAGCGGUGUCUAGACAUGUGUUAUUUAGCUGUAAGGAGCUGUGCUCAGAUUAGGUUCACAAUACAACUAUUGGAGCGGUGUCUAGACAUCUGUUAUUUAGCUGUAAGGAGCGGUGCUCAGAUUAGGUACACAAUACCACUAUUGGAGCGGUGUCUAGACAUGUGUUAUUUAGCUGUAAGGAGCGGUGAUCAGAUUAG
Mizuhopecten yessoensis (Yesso scallop) is the source of this 1365-nucleotide messenger RNA. RefSeq lists its product as uncharacterized. The record is from RefSeq and is a predicted model, not a curated record. Lineage: Eukaryota; Metazoa; Mollusca; Bivalvia; Pectinida; Pectinidae. The transcript has 4 exons. The coding region runs from base 1 to 1221 and encodes 406 amino acids.